AUGUCAAUUAGAGCUGGUCAGGACAAUACCAAUCUUCCAUGGGUGGAGAAAUAUAGACCCAGCAGCCUGGAUUAUGUGUAUGGGCAGCAUGAUACUGUUGAUACGGUGAGGAAGUUUGUGCAGGAUGGAAGACUUCCACACCUUCUCUUCUAUGGUCCUCCUGGAACCGGAAAGACAUCUACCAUAAUGGCGUUGGCGAAGGAAAUAUACGGCAAAAAUUAUCGAAAUAUGGUUCUAGAACUAAAUGCAAGUGAUGAUAGAGGUAUAUCUGUUGUCCGAGACCAGAUUGUGAACUUUGCAAGUACAAGACAAAUAUUCAGCAAUGGGUUCAAGUUGAUCAUAUUAGAUGAAGCAGAUGCCAUGACCAACGUUGCCCAGAAUGCAUUGAGGCGAGUAAUAGAAAAAUUUACCAAAAAUACUAGGUUCUGUGUCCUAGCUAAUUACGCCCACAAAUUGAACCCUGCUCUGCUUUCCAGAUGUACAAGGUUCAGAUUUCAACCAAUUAGCCAAGAGGCUAUACAAUUGAGAAUAAAUGAUGUCAUUAAACAGGAGGGAAUAAAUAUUGAUGAUGAUGCCCUGCAAUCUCUUUUGAAGUUAUCAAAGGGUGACAUGAGGAAGGCUUUGAACGUGUUGCAGGCUUGUUUUACAGGUCUGGACUCUCCCUCUCAGGCAAUAACCUCGCCUAUGAUAUACGAAUGCGUUGGUGCUCCUGAUCCCCAGGAUAUAGAGCAUGUUCUGGACACAAUUAUACAAGAGAAUUGGGAAGCUGCAUUCACAAUAAUGAAUCGACUGAAACUUGAAAAGGGUUACGCUCUAAUCGAUUUGGUCAAUGGGUUUGUAGAUAUUCUUGGAGGGUAUCAGUUGGAAAAGAUGUGUCGACUAACAAUAUUGAAGGGGCUUGCAGACAUUGAAUAUGCGAUAUCACGCGGAGGUAAUGACGCUAUUCAGAACACAGCGGUCAUUGGAGUCAUAAAGAAGGGGUUUGAAACUCAGACUUAG
Molecule: messenger RNA, 999 nt
Organism: Komagataella phaffii GS115
Lineage: Eukaryota; Fungi; Ascomycota; Pichiomycetes; Pichiales; Pichiaceae
Product: Subunit of heteropentameric Replication factor C (RF-C), which is a DNA binding protein and ATPase t
Exons: 1
Coding region: 1-999 (332 amino acids)
Biological process (GO): DNA repair; DNA-templated DNA replication
Cellular component (GO): Ctf18 RFC-like complex; nucleus; DNA replication factor C complex
Molecular function (GO): DNA binding; ATP hydrolysis activity; DNA clamp loader activity
Source: RefSeq, a predicted model, not a curated record